Messenger RNA from Botrytis deweyae, 477 nucleotides. RefSeq lists its product as uncharacterized. Gene Ontology annotation, biological process: anaphase-promoting complex-dependent catabolic process. Gene Ontology annotation, cellular component: anaphase-promoting complex. The transcript has a single exon. The record is from RefSeq and is a predicted model, not a curated record. The coding region runs from base 1 to 477 and encodes 158 amino acids. Lineage: Eukaryota; Fungi; Ascomycota; Leotiomycetes; Helotiales; Sclerotiniaceae.
AUGCUCCGCCGCGCCCCAACAACCAUUACUCUCACCACGGAAGAUAUAGCUAUUUACGAAGACUCUCGGCAAGCUGAGCGUGAUGAACAAGCAGAGAGAGAAGCCAUGGCAGCAGCAGCACGCCACAGAAAAGCAAGACAAAGACAAGAUUUUGGAGCUGUCAAAGGGGAUAAAUACAGGGAGUUGCAGGCGAUAGCUGCGCAGAGGAGGGUUGAUGCUGCGAGGGAAAGAGCUGCUGGGAGGGGACUGGAUCUGGAAGGGGAUGGCAAUGCGGAAAAUGAGAACGAAAUAAGUGAGGAUGAGGAUAGACAGAUAUUGAGGGAGAGGGAGGAGAGGGCGAUGAGGGAGAGACUUAGGGAGAGAGAAGGACAGAGACCCACUAGGGUGUUACAGAGAGCAAGGGAGGAGAGGGAGCAGAGGAGUAGAGAGGAGAGGUUGGGAUUAGGCGGUGGGAACGGCAGUGCGUCGGGGAGAUGA